This is a messenger RNA of Apis mellifera (honey bee), 1655 nucleotides long. Its product is annotated as fruitless. NCBI's taxonomy places the organism in Eukaryota, Metazoa, Arthropoda, Insecta, Hymenoptera, Apidae. The record is from RefSeq and is a predicted model, not a curated record. Gene Ontology annotation, biological process: regulation of transcription by RNA polymerase II. Gene Ontology annotation, cellular component: nucleus. Gene Ontology annotation, molecular function: protein binding.
CAUCGCGAGAUAAUUAUGCAGAUAACAGUGAUGCUCGCCGGUAUUCCACCUGUAGGAGGAUCUACAGGGUCGGGAUUGGAGAUAGACAAGAUGGACCAACAGUAUUGCCUACGGUGGAACAACCAUCCAGCCAACCUCACAGACGUUCUCAGCUCCUUACUUGCCAGAGAGGCACUCUGCGACGUAACCCUGGCGUGUGUUGGAGAAACUUUCAAGGCACACCAGACGAUACUCUCUGCAUGCAGUCCAUAUUUUGAGAGCAUUUUCCUUCAGAAUACCCAUCCCCAUCCAAUUAUAUUCCUGAAGGAUGUCAAUGAAACGGAAAUGAAGGCAUUGCUGCACUUUAUGUAUAAGGGGGAAGUUAACGUUAGUCAGCAUCUGCUACCGAUGUUCCUUAAAACAGCUGAGGCAUUACAGAUUAGAGGCCUCACUGAUAAUAGUGUAAAUAACAAGACAGAAGAGAAAAGUCCAUCGCCAGAACCAGAAACGCAAACUGGUAUUAGGCAUACUGAAUCGCCUAACCUUCAGCCUCCUCCUGAAAAGAGGAAACGAAAGGCUUCGGGCAGCUAUGAUGUUUCCCUUAGUGGUCCACCCAGUGAACGGUUCAUGUCAGAUUCUCAGACAUCGUCACAAUGUAGUUACAAAUCAAGCCCUCCUGUGAUUCCAAAGUCAAAUAAUGCCAUGGGAGCUGAUUUGGAAGAUGGUAGUCGACCUAUGUCUCCUGCAUCACAGCCACAACCUUCGAUCAAGCAAGAAUUAGAUCAUCACUUACCAGACUUCCAUGACAACAUUUCCCUCCCAACUAGUGUGGAGUGGGAAGUUCAGAGAGAUGGGAAGAGUGACGAAACUAUGGAUGUACAGAACAUGACCCAAAAUCAACAAGAUUCUGCUGUGAUACAAGUUUCUUGUGAAAGCACUAUCAUGGCUGGAGGUUCUAUGUCUAUCAAUAUGUCAGGGACUACAUCUGAAUGUUAUGAUAAUUCUUACAAAUCUUCGCAAAAUCAGUCUACAUCUUUAAAGUGUAAUUCACAGAAAAAUAGUAAUGCAGAAUUCACUUCCAUUCUUGAUUCAUUUCCAGAAAGUAAUGCAAAUGCUAAAAAAUUUCAUGAUAACAACGAAAUACAUAGAUCAAUAAUUGUAAAUCCACAGCCAAGCAUGUCAGUAAUUCAAUCAACUUUAUGUAAUAUUUCACAACGUUCUAUUCCUCAAAGUAGAAAAACUGGUAAAUUUAAAGUUGGAUGGUUAGAUAUGUAUUCUUGGCUUCAAUAUGAUGAGAGAUCAAACCUUAUGUUUUGUAAAUAUUGUAGAAAAUGGAGUGAUUCAAUGCCUGAAAUACGUACUUCAUUUGCUGCUGGAAAUGGUAAUUUUAGACUUGAAAUUGUGAAUCACCAUGAUAAGUGCAAGGCUCAUAAUUUGUGUGUUGCUAAAGAAAGUGAAGCAAGAGGAAAUUAUACUUACAUCAUGGAAACAUAUUGAUUUUUUAUUGAGUGCAUUUUAAUAAUAUUAAUUUGUGAUUUAUUUUGCUCAAUUAAGAUUCAGAUUAAUUUUUACCAUAAAAAAAUGAUUUGUCAUGCAAGACAAAAUUACUUCAUAAACAUUCUUUUUUUCUUACUUUUUGUUAUUAUAAAAUCAUAUCUGCAUGUAUAUGCAUAAUU